UAUGCUACAGUGGAUAUAUUGUUUUCUGUGGUUUGCUGGAUCGAUCAUUAUCCUAAAUGAAGAACCAUGUAACUUGCAACCAACAGUUUAGCUGAAGUAAGGUUAAAGGGAUUCUGGUAAACACUGUUUGAUUUUGACUCAUCGUUGUAUUCCAGCUUUACCCGCCGUUUGGAUGGUAUGAAUGCAGGCCAGCAAAUAUAGAGGUAAUUCUCAAAAGAGGGAAAGGAAAAAUGUAGCCAAGGGAAGGGAGAAGCCUACUACAAAUCUGAAAGGGAAACGAUAUAAUUUCAUUCCCUGCUCCCUUUCUUUUUGAGAACAGAAUCAUGACUUCGAUAUGAUUUGUCAUGAGAUUUUGUCAAUACGUUGUGGUUUUUUGAAGAAUUUAUGAUGUGGAUGUGAAUUUCCCCGAUGUUUGUAAAGUGGCUGAGGAUUUUCCGAAGAUUUAGUGAAUGUUUAUGAAGUGUAUGUGAACUAUCCCAAAAUUUUAUGAAGUGGGUGUGAAUGGUGUGAAUAUAUAUGAAAUGGGUGUGAAUUUUACUGAGAUUUUAUGAAGUGGUUAUAUUGGUACAGAGGGCGGCCAGUAUAUCGGGGAUUCUUGUUAUUAUAUUGAGAUUUUAAGAGGUGUUAUGCAAUGUUAAAAUCACCGGGUUUGAUGUAUGGGGGUAUGCCGGUAUUGCACUGUGGUAAAAGAAGGGAAGCGGCCUUUGCCAUUACAUCAUCCAUAUCUCCUGUUAGGCAGAGGAUUUCAAAAAAGCGAACAUGGAAGUGUGCUAUAAUACGAUGCAGCAACAGUGCUCCAGGGGUUCAGGACUCAACAACACCCCAGGUUGACACCACAGGCUUAUCUGAUCUUUCAUUUGACAGAUUGCAACCCACAGAUCAAGACUGUAAGACCCGUUAUAGAAAAGUUUUUGGCAAUUUUGUGGCCCGGGAAGCUAUCUUGGAUGAAGAGUAUUGGCAGCAUGGUUGCGUGCAGAAAGUCACUGGGAGGACCAGCGACAUCUUCGUUAUGUGGAUAGCCACAAAAGACAAUUUGCAGAACAGCAAUGAUUCUGGUAUAUCCACUUUUCUGCAUGCUUCUAAUCGACCUGCAGAUAGAAGUUUCAUUUUAAAGGAGUUUAAUGCCCUGAAGCGACGGUGCUUUGGAAGGGAUGGUCACUACCUCAAAUGUUUUUGCAUUGUUGCAGUAAGGACUAGCACUACUUAUAGUUAUAAUGUUAAGAAGGAAGUUAAAAUUAAAAGACGCAUUGUUUUGAACAGUAUAGUAGGGACACUUGAUUUAAGCAUUAGACAAUUAUUGCAAGGAGAAACUUUUCCUGGGGAACAAGCGGGAUCCUCAAUAUACAUGAGUGGUAGUAAAUCUGGAUGUUCUCAUCGCUAUGGCUAUGUAGCCAAUGUAUGUGUUGCAAAGUUUGCUCGCAGACAAGGGAUAGGAAGUAACAUGUUGCAACUGGCUAUCGAAAUUGCUAAAUCUUCUGGACUAAAGGAUGUUUUUGUUCAUGUAAAUACGAACAAUAAGAUUGCUCAGCAAUUGUACAGAAAUAUUGGCUUCAAGGUCGUUGAAGCCGCAACAUCUAACUCUUUAGGAGAGCAGAAACAGCUCCUCCUGCUUGAACAUCAAAUCUAAGUUGAUUGUUGGAUUGUAUUAUCUAUUUGUAUUUUUUGGGAUUUUCCGUCUUCAAUAUUUUUGUAGAAAAAUCCUUUUAACUGCCAUAUCAAGAAUUAUCAGGUCCAGAGGCAGAAAAUGACUCACUGUAUCUUUUAUCCUUAGAACUUAUCAAAAUAUCGAUUGCUAUGUGAUGCUCAUCUCUUCCUUCACUAUCUCCUUUCGCACUGCAGUUGACAUUCUGUACGAGGAAAACUAAGUUACAGAGCAAGUGGCUUGUCUGUAGAAUUAGUUUAUCUGCACAAAAACAUAAGUGGCUAUACAGUGAGGAGAGAGUGAAAGAAUGGAGCAUUUUAGAUGUAAGCUGGCAUUGUCGGUUCUUGCAUGCAUUUAUUUCUCAACCCUCAGUUUGGACUGAUAAUUUUUUAUUGUACUGGACCUGGUAAUGGUGUACAGACCAGCAGCCUUGGCUUAGAUAGUUAGAUGUAUAUGUAAAUGACUAGCAAAUCUGAAAAUCAAAUCCAGUCAUAGAGUCUCUUGUUCUAUGUUUUCAAGUUUCCUGUUGGAUACACUUGAAGUUGUAACAUCACCAUUUUUUACUACUGUAAUAAAAUGUUAUGAGAAAUUAUGAGAA
Cryptomeria japonica (Japanese cedar) is the source of this 2240-nucleotide messenger RNA. RefSeq names its product GCN5-related N-acetyltransferase 6, chloroplastic. The transcript has 10 exons. Bases 632 to 1627 code for a protein of 331 amino acids. The record is from RefSeq and is a predicted model, not a curated record. Gene Ontology annotation, molecular function: acyltransferase activity, transferring groups other than amino-acyl groups. Lineage: Eukaryota; Viridiplantae; Streptophyta; Pinopsida; Cupressales; Cupressaceae.